Molecule: messenger RNA, 868 nt
Organism: Capsella rubella
Lineage: Eukaryota; Viridiplantae; Streptophyta; Magnoliopsida; Brassicales; Brassicaceae
Product: maf-like protein DDB_G0281937
Exons: 2
Coding region: 102-722 (206 amino acids)
Molecular function (GO): nucleoside triphosphate diphosphatase activity
Source: RefSeq, a predicted model, not a curated record
CAUAUGUUUGCUUCUCUCAGCUUUCGUUCGAGCUUUCCUCUUCUUUCAUCUCAAUCUUCAUCUUCAACCUCUCAAGCAAUCUUUUCUCGUGUAACUGUAGAAUGGUGAAGAAAGCGAUGGAGAAAGGGUUUAAGCUGAUUUUGGGUUCUCAAUCCAUGGCGAGAAAGCGGAUUCUGGCUGAAAUGGGAUAUGAUUUCACUAUCGUGACUGCGGAUAUCGAUGAGAAAGCUAUUAGGAAAGACAAGCCUGAAGAUUUGGUUGUGGCUAUUGCUGAAGCCAAGGAAAACGAGAUUAUAUCGAAACUAGGAGGUGAAAGCCAGUUUGCGAAAGAUCCUAAACCAACUCUAUUGAUUACUGCAGAUACUGUUGUUGUGUACAAAGGUGUCAUUAGAGAAAAACCAACCAGUAAAGAAGAAGCUCUCGAGUUUAUCCGAGGCUAUUCGGGGUCGCAUGGUGGCGUUGUGAGUUCUGUUAUUGUGAGAAACUUGAAAACUGGAGUUAGAAGAGGAGGAUGGGAAAAAGCAGAGGUUUAUUUCCAUGAGAUACCGAAACAAGUUAUCGACGAUCUCAUUAAUGAUGCGAUAACUUACAAGGUUGCUGGAGGUUUAACGCUGGAGCAUCCUCUCAUUUCGCCUUUUAUUGAUUCGGUGAUGGGAGGAGUUGAUACAGUUAUGGGACUUCCUAAAGAACUCACAGAAAAGUUCAUCAAUGAAGUGUUGUAGCUCAAAGCCACUUUUGAGUGUGUAGGAAAGGUUUAGAUAUAAAUACAUUUGUAUAUCUAAUCAAUUUAUGAUACUUUUGAAUCUCUUAUGUCUAGUCAAGUAACCAAUUCACUCUUUCUGAGCUUAGUUUUGUAUGUUAUGCCUUC